This is a messenger RNA of Phytophthora sojae, 3726 nucleotides long. RefSeq lists its product as hypothetical. NCBI's taxonomy places the organism in Eukaryota, Oomycota, Peronosporomycetes, Peronosporales, Peronosporaceae. The record is from RefSeq and is a predicted model, not a curated record. Gene Ontology annotation, molecular function: zinc ion binding; nucleic acid binding. The transcript has 9 exons. The coding region runs from base 1 to 3726 and encodes 1241 amino acids.
AUGGAGCCUGAGGAGCACAAAGACCUGGAAACAGUCGUCCGCGACGCUCGGAAGGCGAAGAAGGCUGCUCGCGAGAGCGAGGCAGUUCAAGGUGGGGACGGCGAGUCGUCUGCAGUUCAAGAUCUGCCUGCUGCUGGAUCGCAAACUCAGGAGGAAGAGGUUUCGUCUGAGUUCCAAGAUUCGACGGAGGCGAAUUCUGGGUCGCGGAUUCCUGAAGUCCCAGAGGAGCACACCCGCGAGGGUGUGAAGCCGGAGCCCGUGCAAGCGAAGGAGGAGGCGAAGAGUCAGAGUUCCAAGGUGAAUUCUGGGUUUGCACCACCUGAACCCAACUUUUCAGCGCCAAGUUCGCAAGCGGCACCCAGGAAGAAGCCUGAAGGUGACGUCCGGGAAGCUGCUGGGCCUGCUUCGGAACCGGGAGCAGCGGCGUUGGACACUGAGAACAUGGUGCUGUACGUCCGACAUGAAGUUCGACGCUGGGAAGAGGUGAAUCCUGGGAAGGUGAUGCCGCCAAGUGUCGUCUAUGAGUGGCCGACUCCAAAACCGGACGCCAACUCGUACUUCGCGGCCGCGUACGCAACGGGAGACUACUUCAAGUGGCGUUUGUCUCUGGCGAACCAAGAUGAAGCCUGGAUCUCUGAGUUUCACCCCGCUCGGUGGGGCGUCGGAACUGCCCAGGAUCUUAUGGCGACUACGAUUCCCCAGAAUAUCAUGACCGCACGCGAGUGUGUCGCCAUUCUACAGACUCUGUUCUUCGAAGCUGGUUUCGAGUUUGUCAACUUGAUUCCUGGCUGGUCUACAACGCGCGCUUCCAGGAUUCCAGAAAGCCUGGUGCGCUCGGUCAUGGAAGAAACUCAGAAUUUCAUCGCGGUGGAGCUGGUCGAGUGGAGACUGGUGAUCGCUGGUGUGCCUUUCAAGGUGAACCCUGAAGACCAACAUGCACCAAGCGUUCAAGAUCAAGCGCCAAGACUGAAUUACCGCAAGGAAGAUGGAGACGGUGAUCUAUUCAUGACGGACUACGAUGCGGAUCUACUGGGCCGACAGUUUGGCCUGAAAUUCAGGGUCACUGGACUCAGGAUUUCACGGAGCCCGCGAGGGUCAAGUGACGGUGAGCCGCGAUCCAAGCGCACACAACAUGGACCGCCUCGCCCGCAAGUCCCGUCGACGCCAUCUGCGCUGCCUACGCCGUCACUGUCUUCUCUUCCAGCGUACAAGUCCUCGACUACCAAGGAUGCCGCCCCAGGUGCGGUGCCAAGCGUCAUCGGCACUUCGCGUGCUUCCGAUGAGAGUACUGCCUCGGGCGCUCAAACGUCCUACGGCAGUUCUUCGUCUUCGUGGAUGAUGUCGCUUGGACAACGAGUUGGAGCUCUAGCGCUUGUGGCCCAGAUCAUCCCGCCACGUCUCGUGUCAGUCGACCAAGAUGACUUUGAGAUGGCAUCGUCGGUGCACUCUGACCCAGAGAUCGCACCCAGGAAGACCGAGUCAACACCAGAGUUCCGAGAGCGAGGUGUGCUCUCGACGCUCGACGAAUUCCAGAAAAUCAGCUGCGUCGAGCCGCUAGAGUGGAUCCAGGAAUCCUGGGUCAGCUUCGUCCGUGUCCGCGAGCAGGAGUGGCAGGUCCGCAUGGAGCAGGAGCAACGCGAGUUUCUCGCCGGAGAACGCCUGGAUGCCUUGGAGCGCGAGCGUCUCAGGGAACAACGUGACCUGGACGCGCGUCGCCAGAUCCAGGAACUCACAGAUCGCUUGAUUCACGCUGAGAUCGCCCGGGGAGAGGCGGAACGGCAUGCGCAGGACGUGGAAGCUCGCCAGACCCAGAGUUCCACUGAAACUCAGGGGAUGACCCAGAGUAUCACGGAAGCUGUACGUCUCGAGCGUGAGCACCUGGACGCCGCCUACACCGAGCGCUGGCAACAGCGCGAAGCCGAAGCCGACUCGGAGCGCGCGCGCUGGGUUUCCGAGACCUAUGCGGGUUGUAAGGAACAAAUGUCGACUAUGGAGCAGAAGGUUCAAGAGCUCGAAGCGGAGAGAGAGCGAGAGAGGGAGUCUUCCGAGAAUAUCCAGCGUUUCCACGCUGGCCAAAACCCUGAAGUUGCAACCCGACCCCAAGAAUCCAGUGGCGCAAUCAACGGAAACGCAAGUGUCGCAGGCCAGAGACGUGAAACUGCUGAUCCGAAGAACACUUCCGAAAUCGCCGCCUCCCAGCUGAGAGCGACCCUCGCGCAGACUUCUGCCGACACUUCCGGCAGAACUGCGCGCGGCAAGCGGGGACAUGGUGCUAUGGAGACCAAGGUGACGCAGGAUAUCAAGCUCGAGCCUGUAUCUCUGGGGAAGACGUCGGAUCCCAGGAGAACAGCGGCCUCUAAGGCCUCGCAGGACUUUAAAACAGACUCCAAGCGCUCUGCGCCCAAGAAACAUCAGCAGCAGGAGAAGAAGCGUCAGGAUGUCAAUCCACCCUCGGACUCCGACCUAAGCUCCGAUUCCAGCGAUGAUGACUCGUCCUCUGAGAGUUCGGAUGACAGUUUGGACGAGAACCCUGGGGUUAACCUGACUGCGGCCUCUACGGCUCAAGCUGGCACUACGCUCCUGACGUUCCGACCGUACAUCAACUCGAAUACUCUGAGUGAGUUCGACACUAAGGCGUCACUCAGAGAACGCGUGCAUUGGUGGGAGAUUUUUGCGAACAUGGCGGCUCAGGGAGGCUGGACGAAGUACCGCAAAGCGCGCUCGUCGUACUCUGAACGCUACUUCACGAUGGAGAUGAAGAACUCAGAGAGCGCCCUGGGUUUCUUCUAUCGUCUGAAUUCCGCCGCUGGGAAAGCUGACAUUGACUUUCGCAAGUCUUCGAAGUGUCUGGAGAAGCAUAUCCGGAGGUUGAUCACGAAACUCAGGGGCACGCGCCUCAAGACGUCGCUGCAGGGCCAGAGAUUCAGGAGUAUCGCUAAUCUAGAGUACGCUCUGGAACAGGACGAAGAUGUCUGGAGUCGCAGCGACCAUGAUGCUCCGCCACCCAGAGUUCGUGACUUCCGUGCCGCUCCUCCACCCAGAGUUCGUGACUUCCGUGCCGCUCCUCCACCCAGAGUUCGUGACUUCCGUGCCGACAACAUUCCCCAGGGACGCUUCAAGCCAAAGCGUGCAGGGCGUGCGUACUCGGAUGAAAACCCUGAAAUUCACGCCCGUUUCCAGGAAAUCAUGGACGAACCCAGAGUUUCAGCCCGAAGUGCGAGCGCGAAUUCAGGGUCAACUCGUGAGAUAUCUGGAGAAGAAGCUUCUACGCCUAGCGCUGGGAGCCUGGCGAGUAUGAAGGGUGCCGAGUGGACUCAGACGCUGACGAACGAGGUCUAUCGCGUGAUAGAUAACAUGGGAUGGCGUCCAUCGAACGCCCAACCAGGACCGAACGCGAACUCUGGAUUCCGUUCCCCUCGCCGCGAGAACCCGAAUAGGGACAAGUUCUGCGAGAAGUGCGGCAAGUGGGGGCACCCAGAGGGGAACUGCUGGAAAGAUGUGAAGUGUGAUCGCUGCCUGGAAGUUGGUCAUCCGACUCUCUUGUGUCGCGCGCAACCGUGCGAGAACUGUGGCAAACUACAUCUCGGGAAACCGUGUGAAGACUGGAAGACACUGGAAGCUGUGAAGAAAGUCGCCCGCCAAGGUGCACUGAAGGACAUGCCCAGUCAAAUCCUGGAUAAACUCCUGGAUGGCGAAGCAAACUUUGGGAGGCCGUCAAACCGAUAA